Molecule: messenger RNA, 321 nt
Organism: Purpureocillium takamizusanense
Lineage: Eukaryota; Fungi; Ascomycota; Sordariomycetes; Hypocreales; Ophiocordycipitaceae
Exons: 3
Coding region: 1-321 (106 amino acids)
Source: RefSeq, a predicted model, not a curated record
AUGCCGGCUGCUACAUCCGACUGGAUGACAAAGGUCGCUUCGGCGCAGCUACACGCCUUUCUGGUCGGGAGAUGCAACGUGAAGAGCAACACGUGCGCCAUCGAUGUCAGCCACGAGGGCGACCGCCUCCGCGCCCUCUUCAACGACGGCAUGCCCAAGACGUUCCAGGUCGUCUGCGGCGAGAACCACAAGUGUCUGGCGAACGGGGGCCUUUGCUCCUGGGUCUCAAACCCGGGCGGCGAUGCAAACUGCCAGUCGAAGCGCACUAAGCCGGGACUUGUGUGCACCGGCCAGGGAUGUGCGUCGAUGGUCGCGGACUAA